Rhagoletis zephyria (snowberry fruit fly) is the source of this 891-nucleotide messenger RNA. RefSeq names its product putative nuclease HARBI1. The record is from RefSeq and is a predicted model, not a curated record. Lineage: Eukaryota; Metazoa; Arthropoda; Insecta; Diptera; Tephritidae.
AUGGAUCCAAGUUUAUUAUUUUAUUUAAGUUCCAGCGAUAGUGAGAACGAUGAGAGAAUUGUUCGAAAACAACUUCGAGACAGGAGCAAUCCCCUGGCAUUAUCCAACAAUGCAUUCAUUAAACGAUUUCGCCUUAGCAAAGAGGCCUUUCAAUAUGUGUUGACAAAAAUUAAUAUAAAUAGCCACGAUACAAAAGCUGUUCCUGCAGUUCUCCAAUUAGCUGCAAGCCUCUCGCUCCUCGCCAGCGGCAGCUAUCAACAUGAAAUUGGUAGCGACUAUUUGAUAGGAAUGUGCCAGGGCACCAUCUCAAAAUUGACAUCCAAUGUUUAUAAAGAAAUGGAGAACAAGUUGUGUCCGGAGUUUAUACGGUUUGACCUAAACGAGUCUCAGAAAUGCAAGGAGUGGUUUGUGGAGCAAUACAAAAUACCGGGAGUAAUUGGUUGUGUGGAUGGCACGCAUAUUGGACUGCAAAAGCCAACUAAAGACGAGCAUAUGUUUUUUAAUAGAAAAGGAUUCCACAGUCUAAAUGCUAUGAUAAUUUGCGAUCAUACUUACAAGAUCCUUGCAAUCAACUGUCAGUAUGGGGGUGCAGCACAUGAUUCCUUUGUGUGGAAGCAUUCCAACCAGAGAAUGACUUUAGAGGAGCGUUUUCAGCACAACAGGAAUGCAAAUUCCUGGCUACUGGGUAAUGCUAUAAAUUUUAAACGACCUGUGGAAGUUAUAAAUUUUUAUUUACAUUUCAAAGCGGACUCUGGGUACCCACUCGAGCCUUGGUGCAUUACUCCUUACAUAAAUCCUCAAGACGGAUCAGAGGAGGCAAGAUUUAAUGAGGCUGAAAGUAAUCUUGAUAUAGAUAUAGGAGAAGAUGGUCAACUUACCCGAAUUGAAUAA